UAGACAAGAGUCCGGUCAAGAAAGUCAUGUAAUCUAUUUGCUAACGGAGUUCGUUUCCUCCGUAUCUCGGUUCACAAAGUUCCAACAGCUACAGGAAGUCCUCACAAAUUCUUCGCCACAAAACAGGAAGUGGCCAUAACUCUUGUCCGUCCAGAAGGCCGGAUUUUGGAGAAACCUUUAAAACGUGCUGCUGGACUCGUACUGAACCAGGCCAAAGGCAGUUUGGAACAAUUCAAAUGGAAAAUUUGAUUAGAUUUUCCUUUUUUUGCUCUGCUGGACAGAAACUUUGAUGAGACUGAAACUCUGAGCAGACCACGAGAACCAAAGCCGUCUGACCAGCCAUCAUGUCUUUGCUCCAUUUUCCAAACUCUUCCCUGGAUUCUGGACAUUCUCGCUGCAACAACACCGACGGCUCGCGAAUCGGCCUGGCCUUGAUCUCCACCAGAGUCUUCCUCCUGUUCCCGGUGUCGCUCCUCAUCCUCUGCCAUGGCGCCCAGCGGCGGCGGCGGCGCUCCUUCACGGCGAUGAGCCACUUUGACGUCUUUACCUUCCACCACUGCGUCCUGGAGCUGGUCUGGAUUCUGGGUACUGUGUUACAGUUUUUAGGGUCGUCGAUGGACCUGGAGGUCAUGUCCAUGGCAGGUACCUACCUCAGUACCUGCAUCUUCCCAGGAGAGCCCUUGUUUCAUGUGCUCACCUGUCUGGACCGAUACCUGGCCGUGGUUCAUCCGGUCCUUUACGUUAGCCUGCGUAGCAGCCGGGGCGUUUCAGUCAGGAAUGUUGCCGUUUUCGGCGUUUGGCUGUUGUGUUUUCUGUUUAGCUGUGCAGCAAACAACCUCAGGUCCGUCAUCUACAUCCGGUUGUUCAGUGGCUUUCUGACCUGCUCCGUGCUCAUCAUGCUUUUCUGUGGCGUUUCGGUUCUCUGCGCUCUGAUUGGUCCAGGCCCGGGGAAAAAGGCGGGAAACAAGAAGCUUGUUGACCAAAGCAUCCUGAGGGCGUUCGUUACGGUCGCCGCCAUCACCGGCGUCCUCUGCUUGUGGUUCUUUGCGUUCCUGGUGUCCAGUUCUUUGACCAGCUCUGCGCUGGUGGCGCAGAGCGUUUCCUGCGUUCUGGAGGUUUCUGUGCUGUGGUUCAGUUUGCCCUGCAGCCUGAUCUUACCUCUGCUUUAUUUACUCAAAACUGGAACGCUGCAGUGUGGACACGGCGGCGAAGGACAAGAAAUGGACACUGAAAUAAACUAA
Poecilia latipinna (sailfin molly) is the source of this 1241-nucleotide messenger RNA. RefSeq lists its product as uncharacterized. Gene Ontology annotation, cellular component: plasma membrane. Gene Ontology annotation, biological process: positive regulation of Rho protein signal transduction; phospholipase C-activating G protein-coupled receptor signaling pathway. NCBI's taxonomy places the organism in Eukaryota, Metazoa, Chordata, Actinopteri, Cyprinodontiformes, Poeciliidae. The record is from RefSeq and is a predicted model, not a curated record. The coding region runs from base 345 to 1241 and encodes 298 amino acids. Gene Ontology annotation, molecular function: lysophosphatidic acid receptor activity. The transcript is spliced from 3 exons.